GAACGGAGCAAUUUCGGGCAGUCUUCCACAGUGUUCUCCCGUGGCCUGCACCUACAAUUUGCCAAGUGCGGCCGGCGUCCAACACAAUUGCACCAACGUCACGACCGGGAGCACGUGCCUGGCUACGUGUACGACAGGCGGCUUUGAGUAUGCAUCCGGCGGCGCCACAGAGUUCACAUGCAGGCCCUCCGGGGCUUUCAGUGGCCUCAACCCUACAUGUGCUCGAAUUCCAUGUGCCGACUUGGUGCUGGCUGAUCACUUCAACCAUGGGUGUCGGAACAAGUUCUUCCAAGAUACAUGUGCCGUGACAUGUGCAGCCGGCUUCACCCUUGUUGGCUCUGCUUCCCAGUACCAGUGCUCAGCAAGUGGAGUCAUCCAGGGCACCGAGCCCAGCUGUGUGCCCAAGACCUGCGAUAACAACAUACCAGAUGACUUUCUUAGCGACUGCGGUGGCAUCACCACCGGCGCAGCAUGCACGGUCCGCUGCAAGCCUGGCAUGGUGCCAAAUUCUGCACAGAUGAGUUGCCAUGCAACCGGAGCCUUGCUCGGCACUUUGCCAGUGUGUGUGCCCGACGCCUGCCCAUCUAGCACUCUUCUACAAAAUGGGGUCGGCUUGGCCCACAACUGCGAGGACGUUGUGCUCUUGACAGCAAGCAUGGCAGCGACCAACAGUAAGUUCAAUGAUAUUGCCAUGCAAUGCCCUGUCGGCUUGAACCCCAGUGAGAUGCUCGUGGACAAUUGCACGGGCCUGCGUAUGGGCUACGUUGAAUCGAAUUCCUCCAUUGCCACAUACAGCUGCUCAGUCGAGCUGACAAUGGUUGGCGGCUCACAGCUGCAAUGCCAACCGGUUUCGUGCAUGACCGACAUCCAGAUCCCAAACAUGGAACAUUCCUGCGAAGGUGUGACAGCAGGUCGAAGUUGCUUUGCUUAUUGCAAGGAAGGCUACGCUGCGGCGGAGGGAGGCGUAUUUCAGUGGACCUGUUCUGGGCCGGAGAGCAAUCAGUCAAAUGUGAGCCUCCCUGUUGAUGGAUAUGCCUUGCGCGGCACCAUCCCAGUAUGCUUGCCGCAAGUUUGCCAGUACAACAUCCCAGUGGCUGCGGAAUAUUCUCAUAGCUGCCAGAAUAUUACCACGGGUCAGGAAUGCACCGUGGAAUGUUCCGAAGGGUGGACAGGCGGCCAAGCGGUCCUUUCCUGUGGUGCCAAUGGCAUUCUUAGCGGCGCCUUGCCAACAUGUUCAACAGCAACGACCACAGCUACAACCACCACAUUUUGGGAUGGCACUGUUCGGCUCAGUGGCUCCCUCAGCUUGCGUCUAGAACAACGUCGACGACUCCAAGCAGUCCAAACAGAACUAAGCGUGGUCCAAGAUUUUGUGGAGGAUGGGAAUGUAACUGCAGGCCUUGCUGCUGCCCUGGCAACGAUGCUGAAUGCAUCAGUUGACUUGACCCUCAGCGUGGCAUCGGACAACUCCAGCAACUCCAGCGGUACGGCGUACCUUCAAUAUGCCACUGGGAUGUUCUCGGACUCAUGGGGCUAG
Symbiodinium pilosum is the source of this 1537-nucleotide messenger RNA. NCBI's taxonomy places the organism in Eukaryota, Dinophyceae, Suessiales, Symbiodiniaceae. The record is from the annotation of a GenBank genome assembly.